AUGGCUCCAUCAGCAAUCACCCCUGCCAACGGGACCAGUGGCACCAAGGUUGCUCAACGCGCCUAUCAGAUCAACGAGCAGCCUUUCGGCACCAGAAAGAAGAUGCGCGUCAUCAUAAUUGGCGCUGGUGUUUCGGGUCUCAACUUCUUCAAAAUGAGCGAGACCAAGCUUUCCAAUAUUGAGGUCCAAUGUUACGAGAAGAAAAACGAUGUCGGCGGUACCUGGCUAGAGAACCGUUAUGCUGGCUGCGCUUGCGAUAUCCCCAGCGUCAACUACCAGUACUCUUGGAAGCCUACCAUAUGGUCCAAGUACUACUCUGAGUCCCCCGAGAUCUGGCAAUAUUUGAAGACCAUUGAGCAAGAGAACAACUUCAUCCAGAAAUACGUUAAGCUCAUGCACACCGUCAUCUCCGCCGAGUGGAAAGAUGAGGCGGGCCAGUGGACUAUCACUGUCACAAACAAUGUCACUGGAGACAUCUUUGUUGACCAUUGCAACGUCUUUCUGAACGGCGGUGGUGUUCUAAAGUUGAUGCACUCCGCCAACUGGGACCAGUCCUACGAUUUCACUGGUAAAAGGAUUGCUGUCAUUGGCGCUGGAAGCAGCGAUCAUCUCUACACUUGGGUCAGAAGUCCUACGUGGAUCACGGCCGGGUUUGCCCAGGACUUUGCUGCCGAAGAUGGCCGUAACUUUCCCUAUAGCGACGAACAAAAGGAAUAUCUCAGGAACAACCCUGAAGCGUACCUGGCAUACCGCAAGAUGAUCGAGAAGGAACUUAACCAACGUUUCAGCCUCAUCAUCAAGGGUACGGAUGAAGCUGAGAACGCCAGGUCAUAUUCCGAAGGUGAAAUGAAGAGGAGGAUGUCAAAGAAUCCCGAUCUUGCUGACAAAAUCAUCCCCAAGAACUUUGCUGUCGGGUGUCGUCGCCCAACUCCCGGAAACGGGUACCUCGAAGCUCUUGUCGGGGAUAAAACAACUUGCUUCACUGAAACGAUCAAAGCUGUUACACCAACAGGCUUCGUUGAUCACACUGGUACUGAGCACGCUGUUGACGCCAUCAUCUGUGCCACUGGCUUCGACACCUCCUGGAUCCCUCGCUUCCCUCUUGUAGUCAACAGUUCCGAUCUACGCGAGACGUGGACCAAGGAGGGCUUAUCGACGUAUCUGAGUGUCGCUGUGCCUGACGUUCCCAACUACUUCACCUUCUGCGGACCAUACGGUCCCCUCGGCCACGGAAGCUUCUUCCCCAUCAUCGGGAGGUACACGGACUACAUCAUCGCCACUAUCUCCAAGAUGCAGAUUGAGGGGAUCCAGUCGCUGAGGCCCAAGCGAAAGGUUGCACAGGAUUUUCUGAAUCAUGCGUCCGAGUUUCUUAAGCGAACCGCCUGGACUGAUCCAUGCUCGAGCUGGUUCAAGAAUGGACAGCCCGAGGGUACCCCGACCAUUUACCCGGGCAGCCGUGUCUCGUUCCUACGGUUAUUGAAAACGCCGAGAUACGAGGACUAUGACAUCGUCUAUGACCAGGAUAACACUUUUGCGUUCCUUGGAAACGGAUUCGCAAUUGAGGAGGUUGAUGGGAGUGAUAUGACGUACUACUUGGGCCAGUUGAAGGAAGUUGUUGAUUCCUCCGACCUGAAGGCGCGCUUAAGAGGGACUUCAGAGGGUGCUACAAUACUGUAG
Fusarium musae is the source of this 1677-nucleotide messenger RNA. RefSeq lists its product as uncharacterized. Bases 1 to 1677 code for a protein of 558 amino acids. NCBI's taxonomy places the organism in Eukaryota, Fungi, Ascomycota, Sordariomycetes, Hypocreales, Nectriaceae. The transcript has 4 exons. Gene Ontology annotation, molecular function: flavin adenine dinucleotide binding; N,N-dimethylaniline monooxygenase activity; NADP binding. The record is from RefSeq and is a predicted model, not a curated record.